Messenger RNA from Oncorhynchus gorbuscha (pink salmon), 2327 nucleotides. RefSeq names its product solute carrier family 30 member 7 (gene slc30a7). Gene Ontology annotation, biological process: intracellular zinc ion homeostasis; zinc ion transport; transmembrane transport. The record is from RefSeq and is a predicted model, not a curated record. Gene Ontology annotation, cellular component: membrane; Golgi apparatus. NCBI's taxonomy places the organism in Eukaryota, Metazoa, Chordata, Actinopteri, Salmoniformes, Salmonidae. Gene Ontology annotation, molecular function: zinc ion transmembrane transporter activity. The transcript has 11 exons. Bases 80 to 1258 code for a protein of 392 amino acids.
CUCCUGCUUGAAGGAGCUGAGUUGGUGGUUGCAGCACAAACCAACAGUCGCUACCUAGCCACAGUCUGGGACUGCUAAAAUGUUACCAUUAUCUAUAAAAGACGACGAGUACAAGCCAGCCAAAUUCAACCUCCUUGCCAAGAUUUCAGGAUGGUUCAGAUCAAUCCUAUCUGAUACAACAUCACGCAAUUUGUUUUUCUUCCUCUGUCUGAAUCUGUCCUUUGCUUUUGUGGAAUUAUCGUACGGCAUAUGGAGUAACAGUUUAGGCUUGAUAUCAGAUUCCUUUCACAUGUUCUUCGACUGCACUGCACUUUUAGCCGGACUUGCAGCCUCAGUGAUCUCCAGGUGGAGGUCAAAUGACUCCUUCUCAUAUGGGUAUGUGAGGGCAGAGGUGUUGGCAGGGUUUGUGAAUGGCCUGUUCCUCAUCUUCACUGCCUUCUUCAUUUUCUCAGAAGGUGUAGAGAGGGCUUUGGAGCCGCCACACGUGAAUCACGAUCGCCUGCUACCAGUGUCCGUCGCUGGACUGCUGGUUAACCUGGUUGGCAUCUUUGUAUUCCAGCACGGGGGCCACGGCCACUCUCACGGCGGGGAUGAAGGUCAUGGCCACAGCCACUCUUUGUUCAAUGGCAGUACGGGCCACGGACACAGCCAUGGGGGGCAUGGGCAUGAGUCCAAACACGGAGAUGGGCACGGGCACAGCCAUGGAGACGGGCACAGCCAUGGAGAUGGACAUGGGCACAGCCAUGUAGGGCACGGUCACUCCCACGAUGACCCCCACUGCCAUGAUGAACUGCACACACCAGGCAAGGGCUCCAGCAAACAGAUUUUGCAAGGGGUGUUUUUACAUAUCGUAGCAGACACCCUGGGCAGCGUUGGAGUGAUCAUCUCGGCCAUCCUGAUGCAGAAGUAUGACCUGAUGAUCGCUGACCCCAUCUGCUCUAUGUGCAUCUCCAUUCUGAUCGGAGUCAGUGUGGUGCCCUUGCUCAGGGAGUCCAUUGGGAUUCUGAUGCAGCGAACUCCGCCGUCUCUGGACAACACCCUGCCAGAGUGCUACCAGAGGGUGCAGCAGUUACAGGGUGUGUACAACCUGCAGGAGCCUCACUUCUGGACCCUAUGCACAGAUGUCUAUGUCGGCACUCUCAAGCUGCUAAUCGCACCCGAUGCUGAUGGCAAAUGGAUUCUUAGCCAAACACACAACAUUUUCACACAGGCUGGAAUACGGCAACUGUAUGUCCAGAUUGAAGUGGCAGCGAUGUAGGGGGACUUGUUCCUCUCUAUGUCCCCGGGAAUCCUGGGACCAAAGCCCUCUGUGCUGCUGUGGGGGUUCCUUCCCACCAUGUUCCCCCCACAUCUCUCUGGGUCUCAAAGUUUACAUCCCAAACCAAGGACCAAGACAGAAGCAGCUAUAGGACAAGUACACUGACUUUUGGGAGGAAACAAAAAAACGAUGGAAACCAAAACCUGCCAAUUAUGUGACGUCUGCGAGGAAAACAAGAACUUUGCUUCAGACACUACACACACACACACACACACACACACACACACACACACACACACACACACACACACACACACACACACACACACACACACACACACACACACACUUCCACCCAUUCUACUGUUUAGGACAUUUGUCUGAGAACUCACGGGCCAUACUGCAUGUCUUGGUUAGAUCCUUUUUCCCAUUAAGAUGGGGUUUUAAUUAAUUGAACUAUUGUCUGAUAGGAGUUUAAGUACACUUCAAUGGACGUUUUGUGUUAAGCCAACGUUUGUACGUCUAUCAUACCAGUCCCACAUAAUUACCUAGGGGGCAUAUUCCGUUUGGCCAUUUAGUUGCACUUUGCACACUUGAGCCAUUCAACUGUCAUUCGGGGUUUCUUAAGUGCCUUUUGAAUCAAAUAAUGGACAAUCAGUCAUAUCGUCAUGUGAGAAGCCAUUCGUUUACUAUGUGUGACUGGAAUCAUCAUGUCCUUCAAGGCCCGGAGGGAGUCAGACGGCCGACAUGGGUCUUAUUCCAACUCUUUUGGCUCCAUCUUUGAUCAAACAUCCUUUUAAGAGUUGUCAGGGUAAUUUUUCCUAAGGGAAAGUUGUAAGAAUUCCUCUUGACCACGCUUGACAUAAUUCUCUGGAUGGCACACAGCAGCUUUAUUUGAACCAUGAACAGCUGCUUACCACCUUGUUAAAGGGGAUGGUUGAAACAGACAUCAAAAUGAAGUUAGCCUAAAACCCUAAAAAGCAUUUUAUUAUCCUCAUUGGUCUUAAGUUUGCAGUUGGCCAGUUCCAAUCUUCUUUUGAAAUGUAAUAAAUGAUUUUACUGCACAGUU